CUGGAGACAGCAAGAAUGGACCUGUUCAGAAGGAUGUGGGCAGCGAGGAAGCUGCUUCUUGUGGUCAUGAUCCCACUGUCCCUACUGCCACUGCCUCUCAUCCAUCCAAGCAGUGAGUCCUCCUGUGCCUAUGUGCUGAUUGUGACCGCAGUGUACUGGGUAUCAGAGGCAGUGCCCUUGGGGGCUGCAGCGUUGGUGCCAGCAUUCUUAUACCCACUCUUUGGGGUUCUUAAAUCAAGUGAGGUAGCCUCAGAGUACUUUAAGGACACGACGCUCCUGCUGAUGGGCGUUAUCUGCCUCGCUGCUUCUAUAGAAAAAUGGAACCUGCACAAGCGCAUUGCCCUGCGCAUGGUUAUGAUAGCAGGAGCCAAACCUGGAAUGCUGGUGUUAGGAUUCAUGUGCUGCACCGUUUUCCUGUCAAUGUGGCUGAGUAACACCUCCACUACAGCCAUGGUGAUGCCUAUUGCUGAAGCCGUACUGCAGCAGCUCAUCUACACUGGCAUUGCCGAUUCUCACGAUGACUCCGAUACUGUGGAGACACAGGAGGAUGAAAACGAUAAAGAGAGGAACCGGAGAAAGAACCACCUUGAGCUUUCAGACUGCAAAAACAGUUGUGAAAAACUAGAGCUUUGCACAGUUGCUGAGGAAGCUAAUGGUGUUGCAUUGAAGCCAGUUCAGGGAACACACUUUCCAAAGCAGACUAAUGGAUAUCUCCCUGAGGUUUCAAUUGAUGUUCCUGUGCCAAAGAAACCCAAAAUCCGGAGGGAUUCCAUGUACCCAACCAAGAGGGACCACAUGAUCUGCAAGUGUCUGUCUCUGAGCAUCACAUAUGCAGCUACCAUUGGCGGCCUCAUCACAAUCACUGGUACCUCCACCAAUCUCAUCUUUGCAGAGCAGUUCAACAAUCGAUACCCAGAUGCCAAGGUCAUCAAUUUCGGAACAUGGUUCAUCUUCAGCCUGCCUAUUGCUCUCAUUAUGUUGGUGUUAACUUGGCUCUGGCUCCACUUCUUGUUCCUUGGAUGCAAUUUCAGGGAAACUUGUUCUUGGAGUAAGAAACGCAAAACCAAGCGGGAGAUUCUCUCUGAGAAACGCAUCCAUGAAGAGUACCAGAAGCUUGGUACCAUAAGUUAUCCAGAAGUUGUGACGGGAGUCUUCUUCAUUCUGAUGACCUUGCUGUGGUUCACAAGAGAACCAGGAUUUGUCCCUGGCUGGACGUUCCUGUUUGAGGAGAAAGGCUACAGGACUGAUGCCACAGUCUCUGUACUGCUUGGCUUCCUCCUCUUUCUCAUCCCUGCACGCAAGCCCUGGCCAUCUUCAUCUUUGAGCAGAAGUACAGACAAGGAGGAUGAAGAGGAAGACCCCUUGGCACCUAUGAUCACAUGGAAAGACUUCUUGAGACUGAUGCCAUGGGAAAUUGUGAUUCUGGUAGGAGCAGGGUAUGCACUGGCUGCAGGGUGUAAGGUGUCGGGUUUGUCUAUGUGGAUUGGGCGUCAACUAGAGCCGAUGAGCGGCCUGCCACCGUGGGCCGUCACUCUGCUCGCUUGCUUGCUCGUGUCUGCUGUCACUGAAUUUGCCAGCAACCCUGCCACUCUCACGGUGUUCCUGCCCAUCCUUUCUGCUUUGUCAGAGACUCUGCAGAUAAACCCCCUGCACACUCUCAUCCCAGCCACUAUGUGUGUCUCCUUUGGAGUCAUGCUGCCUGUAGGAAACCCACCAAAUGCCAUUGUGUUCAGUUAUGGACAUGUGAAAAUCAGCGAUAUGGUUAAAGCUGGUUUCGGGGUGAAUCUGAUUGGAGUUCUGGUGGUCAUGCUGGCUAUAAGCACAUGGGGCGUCCCGCUUUUCCAGCUGUCCAAGUUCCCUGCCUGGGCAGUAAUGAGAAAUGUAACAGACAGCUUAUAG
Neoarius graeffei (lesser salmon catfish) is the source of this 1899-nucleotide messenger RNA. It is a transcript of the gene slc13a4, whose product is annotated as solute carrier family 13 member 4. The record is from RefSeq and is a predicted model, not a curated record. The transcript has 16 exons. Gene Ontology annotation, cellular component: membrane. Gene Ontology annotation, biological process: monoatomic anion transmembrane transport. Gene Ontology annotation, molecular function: transmembrane transporter activity. The coding region runs from base 16 to 1899 and encodes 627 amino acids. Lineage: Eukaryota; Metazoa; Chordata; Actinopteri; Siluriformes; Ariidae.